AUGUCCGUCCCCUUCGAAGUGCCGGCUGUAUUUCUGGAUCCAGACGCAGAUCUCACGCUCAAAUCAUCGGACGGAGUGAUCUUCAAAAUAUUCAAGGGCAUCCUCGUUUUCGGCUCGCAAUUCUUUCGAGACAUGUUCAAACACGCGCAUCCCGGUCAUGGAAAUGACGACGAACCCGUGAAAUGGGACGAACCCGCCGACCUCAUCGUGCUCUUGCUCUACCAGCUGUAUCCUAUGCCGAAGCCUACUCUCAUCGAUCUGGACCAGGUUUCGCGGGUCCUUAUCGUGGCCGAGAAGUGGGGAAUGGCGAGUGCCACGGAGUGUGUGAAAGUUGAGCUCCUCAACUUUCUCGAUCAGCGACCCAUCCAGGUGAUAAAGUUGGCAUCGCGGCUAGAGCUCAAAGACAUCCACGAGAAGGCUAUUCAUGAAUUCGUCAAACAACAUGAUCCGAUGGACAAGCGAUUUCGUGCAGACCUCGAGGACAUUGAUGUCACAGAACUAGCCCGGUGGUACGAUCUACGCCAGAGCUGCAUCCAAGAGUUCAAAGGGGCAAUGUCCGCCAAUCUGUUCUGCAACAGUCCUAGCGUAUCUUCGCUUAUGAAAGACAUAACAAGACACCUGGAAGGGGCGUUAUCAUCGAGUCUUAUCGUCAAUGUCUUUGGAACACAGUACAUGGACAUGGUUUGGAACUCCGGCUCCAAAUAUUGCGACUGCUGGCAUUGUAGCCAGAAAACUAUUGGGGAACGUCUCACAAAAUUCAAACGCGAGGUCGAUGGCAUUUAA
Molecule: messenger RNA, 783 nt
Organism: Dacryopinax primogenitus
Lineage: Eukaryota; Fungi; Basidiomycota; Dacrymycetes; Dacrymycetales; Dacrymycetaceae
Exons: 1
Coding region: 1-783 (260 amino acids)
Molecular function (GO): protein binding
Source: RefSeq, a predicted model, not a curated record